Molecule: messenger RNA, 3594 nt
Organism: Tinamus guttatus (white-throated tinamou)
Lineage: Eukaryota; Metazoa; Chordata; Aves; Tinamiformes; Tinamidae
Source: RefSeq, a predicted model, not a curated record
AUGCGGAAACUGGCCUGGCUUGUUGCUGAUGCCUCAGUGCUAUCUAUCUCCUUAGUUCCCUCUAGGAGAGAAUUAGACUGGCUUAGUAACCCAAGCUUCUCAGCAGAGGAUGCGCUACGACUGCAUCAGCAUACUACAGAAGCUGCAAAGCUCACUCCUGAAAAAUCACCACUAAUCAGGAAUACUUCGAAAUCAGAUCUGUCAGAGGAAAGCGAUACACAUGAAAAUCUAGACAAGACAAGUAAGAAGACAAAAAAGAAAAAGCAUCACCACCAUAAGAAAACAAAAAGGAAAACCAGAGAGGACUCCAGUAGCAGUGAAUCAGACCUGGACUCUAAGAGCAUCAAGGACAAAUCUACAGGAAGUGGUAGAAGUCGUGAAAAAGAAGCAACUACCACUCAAGAUAGUAAAACAUCAAAUCUUACCAGCAAUCGCUUUGUUUGGCUUGAUGAUGUCCAGGCUUUCACAUCAGAAACGUUCAGAAUAGACAAGAAAUCAGAUCCUGCAAACUGGGCCUACAAAUCUCUAUAUCGAGGGGAUAUUGCAAGAUAUAAAAGGAAAGGAGAAUCCUGUCUUGGCAUAGAUGUGAAGAAACAACGUAUAACAUGGGCCGGUUCCGCAUCAGAAAAGAAGCGGUCGCAGAAGCAGCCUGAGCGCUAUUUCACAAAGAACAAUGUGAAGAUGCUGACCACAGAUGGGAUUCCUGUUUACAGUAAAACUUCUUCAUCUGACACCACUCCUUUUAUACCAGUUCCCCAAAUUGAAACUGAUGAUCCUCCUGACUCAACAGAGGUAAAUCCUCUUGGGAUUUAUGAUCCGUCUACUACAAUGUGGCUGCAAGGGAAAGGGUGCAAAGAUACAGGCCUCGAGCCUACAACGCAGCAGGCAUCCCAAGAGCCAGGGAUAAAUACCAGCUCCAUUCUGAUGUCCAAAGUGGAAGAGCAUAACAAGAAGGUCAGAGAAAACCCAAGAGAUAUUCAUGCUUGGAUGGAGUUUGUUUCUUUUCAGGACGAAUUAAUGAGAGGACCUAGCCCUUAUGCCAGUAAGGGAGAGCAGGAAGUAAGAAGAAAAUCACUGAAGUUAAUAUUGGAAAAGAAACUAGCUAUUUUAGAGAGGGCUAUUGAAAGCAAUCCAGGUAACGUUGAUCUGAAACUCGCCAGGUUGAAGAUUUGCACAGAGUUCUGGGAACCACCAGCUGUGAUCAAAGAAUGGCAGAAGCUAAUUUUCUUACAUCCCAAUAAUCCAGAACUGUGGAAGAAAUAUCUCCUGUUCUGUCAAAGCCAGUUCAGUACUUUUUCUGUUUCAAAAAUCAAUAGUCUCUAUGGAAAAUGUUUGACUACAUUGGCAGCUGUACAUGAUGGUAGUAUGGUAUCACAUCCACUGCUGCCUGGCACAGAAGAAGCUAUGUUAGCUAUAUUUCUUCAGCAGUGCCAUUUUCUGAGACAGGCUGGCCAUUCUGAGAAAGCAGUGUCUUUGUUUCAGGCUCUGAUUGACUUCACUUUCUUUAAACCUGACAGUGUAAAGGACCUGCCAACAAGGGGACAGGUGGAAUUCUUUGAACCAUUUUGGGAUAGUGGAGAACCUCGAAUUGGAGAAAAAGGAGCCAAAGGCUGGAACGCAUGGAUGCACCAGCAAGAAAAGGGUGGCUGGAUAGCUGUUACCAAGCCUGAUGAUGAUGAUGAAGAGAUAGAUGAGGAUCAAGAAAUAAAGAAUAAAACUCUACCAAAAUGGCAAAUUUGGCUGGAUAUUGAAUAUUCUCGUGAAGCAAGACAAUGGUUACCUUGGAGGCCAGACAAAACCAAAAAGCAGACUGAAGAAGACUGUGAAGAUCCAGAAAGACAGGUAUUAUUUGAUGACCUUGGACCAUCUUUAAUUCAGCUCUCUAGUCCCGAUCUUCAGCGUCAGUUAGUGUACUCAUUUCUGCAAUUCCUGGGAGUUCCAUGUACAAGUAGACUCUUUCCUUCAAGCCUCUACAUCGCCAUGGAUGAAAAUAACAUUUUUGACAGUGUGCUUUCUGAUGAAAAGCCACUGACUUCUUUUGAUUUGCAACUUUCUGGAUUCAACAGUAUUGGUCACAUGGAUACGAUGCCGAGAAGAAGACAUCACAUAGGCCACUAUAAGGAAGGAGAGGAGUUCAUACAGAAUGUUUUUCAAUUCCUGCUGUUUUCAGGAAAGGAAAAAUCUAAUCUCUCUGCUUGCUGGUUACAAUAUGAAAUAUCUAAGGUAAUUCAGUGUCUCCAAACAAAAAGGAAGAAGAAGCUGAAAGUGCAAGGGAAGAAAAGUAAAAAAUUGGCCAAGAAUCUCCUUAAAGCACCUGACAACCGCAAUCACCUCUCCCUUUGGAAGCUGUAUGCCUACCUGGAAUGGCUACUUGGGAACGUCGACGAUGCCAGGAAGGUGUUUGAUACAGCUCUUAGCACGGCAGGGACAGGAGGAGUGAAGAACCCCCAGCUCUGCAGCCUGAGUCUGCUCUAUGCUCAGCUGGAAGUGGAACUGCUAGAAAGUCUAGAAGGGGCCGUCAUGUCACGGGCUGUUCAUAUAUUGACCAAACUGGCUGAAAAUGGACCAUAUGUGCCUUAUAGUGGACAAGUAGUAUCCAUUAAUAUCUUGAAAGCUAGGAAGACAUAUGACCAUGAGGUGCAAGAUUAUUUAAACAACAUCUCAGCUGCUAAUCGGGAUCAGGUCAGUGACUCUAAUCACCUGGUUAACUUGGUUGGUUGUUGUGCACUUUUCCAGUAUUUGACUGUUGGGAUUGAUGCUGCAGUACUAAUAUAUACACGAGCUUUGGAAAAGCUUGAAGCCCCUGAUCCAAAGAACUGUGAUAAUCCUGGAGAGAAUCUUAGUGUCCCAAAUUUCCCUGCGGCGCUCGAAGACCUUUCAUUGCUGCACACAAACUUACUGAGGUUCCACAUGAAAAUCGGUGUCUACCCUUUGAAUCCGCUGCGAGAGGCGCUCGCGGCCGCGCUGAAGCGGCACCCCCGUAACCAGGCUCUCUGGAGGUCCUACAUCCACGUGCAGAGGAAGUCUCACAGCGCGAGCAAAGCACGGAGGUUUUUUGAUGGUGUCACGAGGUCCACUUGCUCUUUAGAGCCAUGGCUGUUUGCAAUUCGAGCGGAGCAGAUGAGAAAAACGCUCAUUGAGACUGUCCAGAGGGCGGAUGCUGGUGAAGUACAUGCUACUAUUCCUGAAACUGGAUUAACAAACCGGAUUAUAGCUCUGUUUGAACACGCAGUUCAGAGUGAAAAUGGCACCCACUGCCCACUGUUGUGGAGGAUGUAUUUGCACUUUCUGGCUUCACUAGGAAAAACAGAGAAAAGUAAAGGAUUAUUUUACAGAGCCCUUCAAAACUGCCCUUGGGCAAAGGUACUCUAUAUGGAUGCAAUAGAGUAUUUCCCUGAUCAGCUGCAAGAGGCAGUUGAUCUAAUGACUGAGAAAGAAUUAAGAGUGCGGGUGCCUAUGGAAGAGCUGGAUCUACUUUUGGAGGUUUAAAGGAAGUGAAUAGAAGAAAAAGUACAGAAGCUAGUGCCAAAUCUGGCAGUUAGAACUGUCUCUUUUCAACCACGAACGCUGUUGGCAUUUAGGUACUAUGUACUU